This is a messenger RNA of Laetiporus sulphureus 93-53, 1708 nucleotides long. RefSeq lists its product as uncharacterized. Gene Ontology annotation, molecular function: DNA binding. The transcript is spliced from 4 exons. The coding region runs from base 285 to 1244 and encodes 319 amino acids. NCBI's taxonomy places the organism in Eukaryota, Fungi, Basidiomycota, Agaricomycetes, Polyporales, Laetiporaceae. Gene Ontology annotation, biological process: regulation of DNA-templated transcription. The record is from RefSeq and is a predicted model, not a curated record.
GCCUGGAAUUAUUGCAGAUACGUUAGAUUUAAAACAAAUCCCAUGCACAACGUUCCCACCAGAGAACAGUCACAAUCUCAAUCUACGCAUCAAUGCCUCCCCGAAAUCGACACCUCAUCCUCUAUCUUCCACCUCCCCACCUCCGCCAUCGCCUCCGCAUCGCCCGUCGCCAGCUCCGGCGCAUCCAACGGCGUGCUAACCAUCGCUCAAGGACUCUCCUUCCCGCCGCCGUGCCAUAACACCUCCUUCUUGAGCUUCUCGCCCGUCCUUCUGUUCAGCGGGUCAUGCGCGAACAGCUUUCGCCAGACGCGCGAGGCGAUUACCCGGUCGAAAAGAUACGAGUAAACAAUACUGGGAAACUGAUCUCCAUGCAAUCGGUGACACUGGAUGCCUUGCAAGGCCUGCUAGAACAAAUGAAUCUCAAAGCUCCGCAUUGGAGUGCCGAUUUGGACACCUCAACACAAUUGUAUCAGUCAGCUAGUCCGAAGCCGUCGUCCAAUCCUGCCUUUUUCGUCCCUGCAUACCAGUGGUUGCUUGACAACUUGCACAAUCCAUAUCCUUCCAAAGAGGUGAAACAAUGGCUCGCUCGGAACUCCGGCGUACCGAUACGAUCCGUGGAUACCUGGUUUAUCAACGUGCGGCAACGAAUCGGCUGGACCGCCGUGUCCCAGAAGUUCUGUCAUGGACGCCACGCGGACAUGCUCGAGGCUGCGCAUCGUGCGUAUCGAGGGGGCGACCUAAGCUUGUUGCCUCUAAGUGAAGCCGUGCUUGAGGCGUUUGCGGAAAUACAGUCUAUUGCGGUCAAGUUGUACCUUGAGAAGCUCGCAGAUUGCGAUAUUCCACCUAGCAGUACGACUUAUCAAAUUGCAAAACUUCGCGAGUCCGCUUUGCUCACGAUAACAAGAUAUCAGGAUUCAGCGGACAGUCAGGCACAUGAGCGCCAUGCACCGUCCGUUUACUCCUACCAGAGUCAAGGGAUGCCCAAAGAUCAUGGGACACCGUUAUCGUCUCAGGAUGUGAACCUCGCGGGGCCUUUCGACAAGGAGAAUGAUUCUCCGGUCGUCGCUGAUUACAUCGCACAAGCUGAAGGCAUUGGAGCAACCACCCUGCAAACGGACAAAGCCGAACUUUCGCCCAACGUACCUCUUCAUGCGAUUCCCUCCCCUCACAUUCGCAAGAGACAAUCCUCCAUGUCCGAGUUGCAUGUCGUUUCCAAGCGGCCCCGGCUCGCCUUCGCUCUGUGACUUCAGGUCAACCACAUAUCAGCUCACCUUACUCCAUGGGACAGUUUGAGUUGCUUGUGAUCGUCGCUAUGUGAUUUACCUGCUUGGUUUUCUUUGUGGAUGACAGUGCUCCGUAUUGCGCUCAUGCCUUGUAAUAACUCUCCGGCCACCAAGUGUGCUGUACAUAUUGAGCUGUGGAAUGACAAUGCAACGAAUGCAUGUCUUGCAUCGCUACAUGGUAUUAGUGAGAAAAGCCUGGAAUUAUCGCAGAUACAUUAGAUUUAAAACAAAUCCCAUGCACAACGUUCCCACCAGAAAACAGUCACAAUCUCAGUCUACGCAUCAAUGCCUCCCCGGCAUCGAUACCUCAUCCUCUAUCUUCCACCGCCCCACCUCCGCCAUCGCCUCCGCAUCGCCCGUCGCAAGCUCCGGCGCGUCCAACAGCUUGCUAACCAUCGCCCAAGGAUCCUUCCCGCCGCCGUGCC